Molecule: messenger RNA, 1212 nt
Organism: Actinia tenebrosa (Australian red waratah sea anemone)
Lineage: Eukaryota; Metazoa; Cnidaria; Anthozoa; Actiniaria; Actiniidae
Source: RefSeq, a predicted model, not a curated record
CUGUUAAUGCUGGACCAGAAUUUCUUGAAUUCUGGAAGUAAUGAGGAAUAAGCUCCUUUUAUUUACGCAAAAUGUUACAAGGAACAUGUUAAAUAUAGGCUUGUUAACGGAAAGAUUCUUCACUCAGUUCUAUCGAACCAUGAAUAAAAAGCCUCUAGGUUGAUUUAAGUUAAGGGCUCAGAUCUUUUCGAAGGGAGGAAAACCGGAGAACCCAAAGAAAAACCCUCGAAUCAAAAGAGAGACCCAACAAUCUCUACUCAGAUCACAUGUGAUGGAGAGACCAGGAAACGAACCAGAGACCCUAGAGGUUUACGAGUUUAUUCAGUCUGAAUGACCUGCAUUUACAGUUAAAAAACAAUGGUGAAACUCUACACUGUCUUCCAAGACAAAAAGACAAUCAAAAACGCAGCGGCCAUCUUUGCAGUCGUCGCCUUCGAGCAAGUCGUCAGCAAAUACGGCAUCAAUUGUCGUAAUGCUUUGCUAUGGUUACUCGUUCCUCCGUGCGUUCUCUUCGUCGUCACUCUCAUCAAAUCCAAGAACGUCCUUCUUUUGAUGAACUCAAGAACGUCCAAGGAAAAAUGCCUGAACAUCGAGAUGAUCGGCCAUGGAGUAGCUGCGUUUCUUUACAUGUUUAUGCCUUCAAUUGCUUGGGUUAUUUCUGCUUUUCUCAACUCAAAGAUUUGGAUUUGUUAUCGUGCGGGCUUCGACGAGUGUGGUGUGGUUCGUCCUUGUACGAAAGACGAAGAAUUCGCUUGGCAUCGAGUGCAGAGAGAAGCAAAAUCAGAGGCGCAGAAUUUUGGGCUAUUACUGUUGACAGGAAGUGUCAUUACCUUAGCUAUCAUCACCUGGGGCAACCAUCUACUUUGCGCUCGGCCAGUUAAGGAACGAGAGCUCAACGAACUCGUGCGAGAAGCGACCAGAAGUGAACUGGAAAGAUUUGUCAUUACAAGAGCCAAAGAAAGGCUUGAAAAACUUGGAGAACACAAGGAUGAAGAAGAAUCAGGAAAGCAGUCACGGCAAUUCAAUGAGAAGGAAGUUGGUUUUGAAGUGCGUGACGAAACCAGUAUUAACCAAUCACUGGAGCUCAAUAAGGUCACGUGGUUAAAGACAGUUGACAAGAAGAUUGACACAUAUCUUGACGAGUACCUGUCACUUGGUACUGUCAAAAUGAUUUACCCAGAAGUCUAAAAAUAAAUCUUAUUUUUACCACUU